Molecule: messenger RNA, 921 nt
Organism: Penicillium cataractarum
Lineage: Eukaryota; Fungi; Ascomycota; Eurotiomycetes; Eurotiales; Aspergillaceae
Product: 2EXR domain-containing protein
Exons: 1
Coding region: 1-921 (306 amino acids)
Source: RefSeq, a predicted model, not a curated record
AUGUCAGAUCAAGCAUCCCCCACAGAACUUACCUUCCACCUCUUCCCCAAACUCCCCACCGAACUACGCCUCCAAAUCUGGCGCCUCUGUCUCCCUCACCGCGUCACCGAACUCGACAACCCCACACCAGAAGGCCUCUACGACUCAAACCAACCCGUCUGCCACCUAAAACACACCUCCAUCUUAAACGGCAGCUCACCCGUCAUCGCCCGCGUAUGCACCGAAUCCCGCAAAGUCGCCUACCAGUCCAACGCGAAUAGCUACGAAUCCCUGCACAAAGAUUUCUACAAAGACCUAUCCCCCUUCGACAUGUUCGACUCACCCACGGCCGAAUCAGAUUACUGGAUGGAUCCAGAGCGGGAUAUCGUGCAUUUGAAUUAUUCGCCUAGAUAUGGGUGGAUUGCGUAUGCGCAUGAUUGGGGGAAUCCGUUUCGUACGCUUGCGUGGUUUGCGGAGCGGAAUGGGGGGAGGGUUUCGUUUAUGGAGGAGUGGAUUGUGUGGUUAAGGAGUGAUCCUAAGGCGGCGGAGGCGUUGGUGGAUUUGGAGAGGGUUGAGAGGUGGUUGGUUGUGUUGAGGGUUGUGGUUAUUCAUGCUGAUGCUGGGGAUGUGGAGAAAACGGGGUUGUUUGGAUUGUUAGGGGAUGCGUUGGUACAGGUUGUUCCUGUUUCGGAGGAGGCGAGGGUAAAUGCUUUUUAUGAUUUGGCGGAACGGUUAGAUCGGGAACGAGGAGUUAAGUAUCGUCAGAAUUUGGAGAGAUAUUCAGUCGAGUGGUAUCGAGAGGGGUUAAGGCAGACUGUGCAGUAUGGGCUGGAGACUGAUGAUUCGAAGGUAAUAUCAAAAGUGUUGAAACGGCUGCAACCAGCGGUUAUGGUCCGGUUAUGUACUGAUAUGUGUAAUAGCUCGUGCGAAGUAAUGGAAUAG